UUACAUGACACAGCGCAUUGUGAGGACUGUCCGGGUUUGAUUUUGGUCACACAUUCAAUUCAAAGGUGUAAUAAUCUUGAAAUCAUCACUGCGCUUUUUCUAAAGUCAAGACAAGGAGCGAACCUGGCAGUGUGUGCUUCCCUGAAGAGGACUGUGUCUAACCUGCACAGGUAUCAGCGGCUGGUAUUAAGGAUGCCCUUGUCCCAACAUCAGACCUGGAGGUAACCCCACGUUGUCUGUGCUAUUGCCCCCCCCCCCCCCCCCUGCACCCCGCAGCGGAGAUGGUGCACUGGACAACACAGUGGGGGACAUGUGUCUGUAUCCAAACUCUGCUGGCCUUUGCCUUGGCCAACUGUCCCUCACUUUACCCCAACCCUGUCAACUUCACUGUGGUUUACACCAUGCCGUUCUUCCAGGCCAAGGGUCCUAUCCAGAACAUAGUCAACAACUCGUAUUACCAGGAGGUGUAUGUCGCCUCUAAGAAUGUGAUUGAAGCCGUCAACAGAAGCUUGGAGAAGGUGUGGGAGCUCCGCACCGGGCCAGUGGGAAGCCCUGAGUGUCGGGUUUGUGAUAUGUGCGACAUCGAUAAGGAUCCAAACUUCCUGGAGGACACAAACAAUCAGGUCUUGCUGUUGGAUACCCUCUUUAUGUAUUUAUACUCUUGUGGAAGUUCCCAGUAUGGUGUAUGCCAUUUCCACCUACUUAACUCAGAUGGAGAGCCUCCUUCUCUUUCAAAAUGUUUGUUCAGGAAGGUUACAAACUCUGCUGCCAACUGUCCUGACUGUGUGGCCAGUCCUCUCGGUACCAAAGUCACCAUGGUCGAAGAGGGUCAGACUGUCUACUUCUUUGUUGCCACCACAGUCAACGACAGUGUGACCCAGCGUUACGGAAGGAAAUCUAUAUCGGUGCGUCGACCGAUGGCCACGGAAGAUGGUUUCUUCAAGGAUGUGCGUGGCCUGACUGUCCUUCCAGGCUUGCGGAGGACAUACCAUAUUGAAUAUGUCUACAGCUUUUUCACUCAGGAGUUUGUCUACUUCGUCUCAGUUCAGAGAGAGAGUCCAGAUCAAGAAUCCUCUCCGUUUCAGACUCGUUUGGGCCGUCUCCCAAGGAAUGAAUGGGAGAUGAAGAGGUAUCGUGAGGUGAUCCUUGAGUGUCGGUUUGAACCAAAGCGCCGACGGAGGAACGUAGCCAGUGAGCCCUAUAAGGAUGUGGUGUACAACGUGGUCCAGGCAGCACAUUUUGGCAAGGCAGGCAGGGAGCUGGCAGAGGAGUUAGGGGCGGAGGAGGAAGAUGACAUCCUCUAUGGGGUUUUUGCUGUUACUGAUGACAACGGGGUCCCAGAGCACGACUCAGCCCUUUGCGCCUUCCCAAUGGAUAAUGUGAACAAGGCGAUAGUAGAUGGGGUUGACGACUGCUGCGAGUCUGGACCAGAGCAGCUCUGUAGAGGGCUCUGCCAUUUCCAGUCCUGUGAGAGCUGUCCACAUGAGAGCAUGGAGAACAAUGCCACAUGCAGAGACCAUCCUACCAUGGUGUCAAAGCCGUACUACAGAGUGGACCUCUUCAACAGGCAAAUGACGGACGUCCUGCUCACAUCUCUGCUCGUCACAACCAUCGAGAACAAGACCGUGGCUCAUAUCGGGACCUCUACUGGACGCCUGCUGCAGCUUGUAUUGACACGAUCCAGCCCUAUUAUCUUUGCCAAUUACUCUUUGGUAGAAAACCAGAGGGUGUCUUCAAUUGCUGCCGUUUACUCAACAGAGUAUCUCCUCUUUGUGGUCGGAGACAAGAUGAUCCAGGUGCCCCAGAGAGGGCCGGGUUGUCAACACUUCCUGACGUGUGCGAUCUGCCUGACAGCCCCUAAGUUCAUGGGCUGCGGCUGGUGCUCUGGAGUCUGCUCCUGGAAGAGCGAGUGUCAAAGCCACUGGAGGAACACGUCCUGCCCACCGGGGAUCACUGGGUUCUCUCCACGGACCGCUCCUCCUGAUGGUCAAACAGAGCUAACGGUGUGUGGAUGGGAGUUCCAGUCACCUUUAAGACCCGCCAUCACAUCCAGAACCCACCAGAUCCGACUGGGGCAGACUGCUUGCACUGUGAUUGCGGUCAAAAGCAAUAACACGCACUUGGUGUGUAAGAUUCGUUCUGGGGCCACUGAGCUUUCCAGACCAGUUAACAUUACAGUGGAGGUGCAUGAGGGCAAGGUGGAGGGACGCUACGCUAUUGACGGGAAGGCAGAAAUGCCAGGAUUCACAUUUGUGGUUCCCAACAUCACAGAUAUCCAGCCAAACUAUGGGCCUCGUGUCGGGGGAACACUCAUCACAGUGACUGGACCUCACUUGGAUGCUGGGAAGACGAGGAGAGUCACUCUCAAUGAUGUUCCCUGCCCUAUAAAGAGAGUCACAAAGCCCAAAGGCAAUGUGUCCUCCAUCAUCUGUCUGUCCCAGCCUAUCUCUGAGGUGAGGGACGUCCCUCUGAGUGUUUUCAUCGACAAGUCUCCUGUCCUCACCACAAAGGUGUUUUACUACAAAGAAGACCCGAUGAUUACAGCCGUGCUGCCUGACUGUAGCUUCGACAGGGGGUCAAGGAUUGUCAUCUGGGGGGAGAACCUGGAUUCUGUCUACCGGACCAUCAUCCGCUUCAAACCCAACGAGAGCCACUUGAAACCUGUGACAAGGGAGUGCAUCGGUAAGUCUUUGCCCACCAGGAUGGAGUGCGUCUCCCCGGUGUUCCUCAGGGAUGAGACAGAGGAGGGAGAGCUUUCCUUCGACAUGGACGGAGCGCUGGGACUCUGGAACAAAGAGUUCUCCUACCACCCGUACGGAGAGCCCAUACCUUUUGAAACAGAGGGACACGUGCUGAAUUUGUACCCUGGCUUUGACGAAGUGUCACUACAUCAUCAGAAGCUGAAUCUGGUGAGCUCCUGUAUGACCAUCAUCAUGACGGUGGCAGGCGUUGAUUGUGAUGCUAAAGUCCUGGAUAAUGAGAUCACCUGCAGGAUCCCCAAGAACAUGACCAUCCCCGGUGAAGGACUGCCAGUGAAGAUCUCUAUCAACGGGCAGGUGCACAACGUGGGUACGGUGAUGAGGGUCAGCAACCACUACAUGGUGGGCAUUGUUCUGGGGAUCCUGACGGCUCUGGUGGCCGGGGCGGUGCUGGCCUUCGUUGUCAUGAAGCACUUGAGGAAGAAGAAGAAAGCCUCUAUGGUCGAGAGCCGUUUGAACCACAGUGCUAACCGCUCUGGGACAAAUAACACGGAGAUGUCGCCCAUCGGGGACUACAGGAGAGUAGUGUCCCUAAGUCCUCCGACCCCGAUGGUGGGCCCGGUGGUUUUCCCCUGCCUGAGCUACACUGCAUCAGGCCUCGAUCCCACCCUCACCCCCCUCAUGCCUUCAGAGAAGAUCUGCAUCUCCAGUUUCCGGCCCGAGCUGCUGGAGGAGGUGAAGGAUGUUCUUAUUCCUGCUGAGAUGCUUGUUGUGCAACAUCACCGGAUCAUAGGGAAGGGACAUUUUGGGACGGUCUAUCAUGGCUACCUCACUGACCAAAACAACAGAGAAAUCCACUGUGCCGUCAAGUCUUUGAAUAGAAUAACAGAUGUGGAGGAGGUGGAGCAGUUUCUGAAGGAAGGAAUCAUAAUGAAGGGUUUCCACCACAGCAACGUGCUCUCCCUGCUUGGCAUCCUCCUGCCGCAGGAAGGGCUCCCACUGGUGGUACUGCCGUACAUGAAACACGGGGACCUGCGUCACUUCAUACGCUGCGAGAAGAGAAAUCCCACUGUUAAGGAUCUGAUUGGCUUCGGGCUGCAGGUCGCUAAGGGGAUGGAGUAUUUGGCUCAGAAGAAGUUUGUUCACAGAGAUCUCGCUGCACGCAACUGCAUGCUGGACGAGUCAUACACAGUGAAGGUGGCAGACUUUGGCAUGGCCAGAGACGUUUUUGAUAAAGAGUAUUACAGCAUUCAGGAUCACAGGAAGGCCAAGCUGCCCGUCAAGUGGAUGGCCAUCGAGAGUCUGCAGACACAGAAAUUCACCUCCAAGUCUGAUGUGUGGUCCUUUGGUGUGCUGAUAUGGGAGAUGCUGACAAGAGGAGCGAGCCCCUACCCAGAGGUGGACCCUUAUGACAUAACACAUUACCUACUGAAGGGCCGGAGGCUCCCCCAGCCUCAGUACUGCCCGAACCCUUUGUAUAACAUUAUGCUCCAGUGUUGGGACCCUGAUCCAGAGUUGAGGCCCAGCUUUGCUACGUUAGUGUUUGCCGUCUCCACCAUACUGUCCGGCCUGGAGGGAGAACACUACAUCAGUCUGAACGUCACCUACGUAAACCUGGACCAGCCGAGGCCUUACCCGGCCCUCACAGAGUCUGCAGAUGAAAACGACUCCACAGAUGUCGAAGACUCAGGCUCCAUCUCUUCCUGAUCCACUUCCUCUUCCUCUCUCGACUUUAAAUUGGUAUCGAUGCUAACAGCGGGGGCACGAAAAAAACCUCAACCAGGUCGCAACAGUGUCUCCUACAAGUCAGCAUCUGAAACAGACAUGCUGUGUACUGUUUAUGUGCAUGGAAGUCAAGUAAGAUGCUUUAGGGAGCAAAGCACACUUUUGGGCAGCCAUACUGAAGGGCUGUCACUUUGCAACCAUAGAUGAAUAAAGUUUGAGCUUCCACUCUCAUUUUAAGCUGGAUAUACACCGUACGGUUUGCAGCAUCUUAUUGCCCCACUAUUGGUCCUAUCUUAUCCCUGAACACAGCUUAGCCAACAACACCCAACAAACCUGAAAUUCAGUUUAAAAUUGGUGUUCGAUCUCUAAAAAUGGGUUAAAAUUGUUAAACUGUAUUUAUGAUGCGUUUCUUUACCACCACUCAAAUCACUUUUAAAUAUACAACUCAGCAUUCAUUCAUUCCCACACAGUCAUACAGAGGCGUAGACUGCCUUACAGAACACCACACUUUGACUCACCCAGCAAUUCGGGGUUCAGUAUCGUCCCCAAGACCACUUCGACACGUUCAAGUGACUGGGGAAAUAACCCCCUACCAGAGGACGACCGUCUACCUCUUGAGCAACAGCUGCCUGUACAGUGUAUGCCCAGCUUUAAAAUAAUUGAAUAGGCAUUUCAUUUCUGUUGUAUUUCUUCGUCUUCAGUCGUACUUGCUUGUUUAGAUAGAGAAAAUAACAAGAGGCUAAUACACAUUACACUGGUUGGCUUACCCAGCCUGCAGGUUAGCUAAUUACCUAACAAGGGUUUAAAAAGCAGAGUUUCUUCACAUUAAUUGAAGUACAGGUUUUCAAACACAAACUAUUGUGGAAAUAAAGAACAGGCUUGGGUUGCAUAGACUCAAAUCUUCCUCAGCACUGAUCUUUUUGCGCCCAGCAGGAGUCUUCUUCAUAUAUCUGUUUCUUUCUUCCUCAUCCAGUGUGGACAUUAUAAAUGCAAAGCUAGUUCUUCCAUGUCCAACAGGGUUGACUACGGUAUUGAGGAAAGAUGUUACAUAAAGCAGAGCAUUUAUGUAAUUCAGUGGCCCAUUAGCUUUCUUUUACUUACAACAUAGAGUACUGUUACAGAGCCCAUUCGUGCAUAUAUGUUUAGACAUUCACACAUAUGCUUUUAAUUAUUUUGCGGUGUAAUGAUUGUUCUGUAUAUUAUGGAUUACAAUGUUAGACACAAUAUCCUGAAGGCAAUCUGACGUCACACUGUUGCUUGUAUUUCUGACACAAAUGUCUUUGAGAUAGUGUAAUAAAUUAAAAUAUUUAUUUGUUUAUAGA
This is a messenger RNA of Eleginops maclovinus (Patagonian blennie), 5746 nucleotides long. RefSeq names its product macrophage stimulating 1 receptor b (gene mst1rb). The transcript has 21 exons. Lineage: Eukaryota; Metazoa; Chordata; Actinopteri; Perciformes; Eleginopidae. Gene Ontology annotation, biological process: protein phosphorylation; cell migration; nervous system development. Gene Ontology annotation, molecular function: ATP binding; protein binding; hepatocyte growth factor receptor activity. Bases 282 to 4406 code for a protein of 1374 amino acids. Gene Ontology annotation, cellular component: basal plasma membrane; signaling receptor complex; plasma membrane. The record is from RefSeq and is a predicted model, not a curated record.